Messenger RNA from Pimephales promelas (fathead minnow), 614 nucleotides. Lineage: Eukaryota; Metazoa; Chordata; Actinopteri; Cypriniformes; Leuciscidae. The record is from RefSeq and is a predicted model, not a curated record.
UCAAUUUUGACUCCAGCAGAGCGAGUGAGGUGUGAUGUUUCCUGUUGCUAAUGUGACUGUCAGUGAUGUGUUUCAGUGUGUGCCGCUCAUGACUGCAUCGAGUGAACACCUGGGAGACUCAGGAGUGAAGCACACUCGCACCAGAACUGAAGAUGCAUCAGGGACGCCUGCGCUUACGGCCGUGGCUGGAGGAACAGAUCGAUUCGGGCAGAUACCCUGGAGUCGUGUGGCUAGACAAGUCAGCCAGAGUUUUCCAGAUUCCCUGGAAACAUGCGGCCCGACACGGCUGGAACAUCGAGAAGGACGCGACUCUGUUCCGAAACUGGGCGAUGCACACAGGGAGAUACAAACCUGGCAUAGACAAACCCGAUCCCAAGACAUGGAAAGCAAACUUCCGAUGCGCACUCAAUUCCCUGACGGACGUCAAAGAGCUUCAGGACAAAAGUAUCAAGAAGGGCCACAAUGCUUUCAGAGUUUAUAUUCUCCUUCCACACAGCAAAACAAUAAAGAGACGCAAAGCAUUACGGUGUUUGAAACCGAUAGUAAAGCAGCGUCGCCUCACCACCGACACAAAGGACUUACCGUUGGAGAGAUUUACAGGUACUUACCAAUAA